Molecule: messenger RNA, 1183 nt
Organism: Mytilinidion resinicola
Lineage: Eukaryota; Fungi; Ascomycota; Dothideomycetes; Mytilinidiales; Mytilinidiaceae
Exons: 3
Coding region: 160-990 (276 amino acids)
Biological process (GO): spindle pole body duplication; protein import into nucleus
Cellular component (GO): nuclear outer membrane; nuclear pore transmembrane ring
Source: RefSeq, a predicted model, not a curated record
GCUUCAUCCCUCUCGUGUCUGGCCAGCGACAUGCGAUAGCAGCUCACUGCCCAUAGUUCCGGACUACUAACAUACUAACCCAGCUACAAGACCAGUAGGAUUGACUAGAUCUCGUUUCUCCUCUCAUCGACGCUAUAUUGGAAUACAAUUGAGUCAGCAAUGACUUCAUUUUCGCGUUCCGUGACACGAUCCGUGGCUCCUGCAACGCCCUCGACUCCAGUAGGCCAGACAGUCGCGAAGCCUAAGCCGACCCCGGGCGCCUGGAGACACCCGCAAUUCGACGAGAUCACAAGACGGCAGCAUGCAAGGACCUUUUCGGAGCAGAACGCGACGGCGGCUCUCGUCAACACGGUCUACCUUGUCAGCACAUUCAUAAUACCGUCAUUUGCUUCGGGAUGGAGGAUAUUCUCCCCGAUCUUCCACCUCACGAGAUCCAUGUCCCCAUACGACUUUUAUGUCAUGCUAGCCGUGCGGCUAGUGCUUCUCUACAGCAUUGGUAUCCAGUUCUGGCCGCUGUUCAAGCCAAAGGAUGACCUUUCCGACAUCCCUCUCACCCCCUCUCAACGCGCAGCCAUGGGCCUAGAUCCAAACAUUCGGACUCCUCAGACGCCAGACUCAUCAUACGUCACACCGCCACGCUACUCGCGUUCUACACCGCGAAGCAGUAUGAGCAACAACAGCGGGCGAAAGCUAAGCCAGUCUCCGCUUUCAGGAAGCCCAAUAUCCGGCAGCCCCGUUGGCCGAUCGAAUUCGCCAUUCUCACCAUCGAGUCCGUUGCUACAUAAGGCUGUUGGCGGUGGAGCUCAGAGACGGCUGUUUGGGACCGGUCAGUCGCCCCUGUCGACCAGUUAUUUCGGAGAAUCUAGCGCAUCCAACACGCCAGGCACGCCCACACCAGCACCAGCGCCUUCAAAAGCAUCUGUAGGACUUAACAACAAGUGGUUAUACGACAAGGGAAGGGGCAGUCCGGGCAGGAGUCUCUUCGCUUGAUGGGCGGGUUUCAUGAGUUUGGAGCCAGACGGCAUGUAGGUAAAGGCGCGGCGCAUACGGAGAAUCGUUGCAAGGGUUACGCGUUCAAUACCCAACUUCAGUUCAUGCGAGCAUGGCUUCUCUAAGGGAAGAUACAGGUGUAAAUUCUCCCGGCGUGGCACGCGAAAUACAAAUGAAACAGCUUCAACCAUUU